AUGGAGUCACCAUCCGAGGGGAAAAGAGCCAUUGCCUUAAAACCAUCAGACACCGUACUGACUGCAUUUCCCUACAGACCUCAUAGCACCCUGCUGGAUGUCCUGAGGGGAGAGCCGAAAGUCUUGGGGGCUGUCCAGAUCCUGCUUGCUCUGAUCAUCUUGGGCAUUGGAAUUAUAUUUUUACUUAGUUACCUCAGUUUCUCCUCCAAAUUCCCUAUCGUUUUCCUCACAGGAUACCCAUUCUGGGGAGCAGUUAUUGGACUAAGUGUCACUACCAUAAAUAUUAUCAGUUCCUUGGUUGCAGUAGCUGGGAUUACUCUCACCAUCAUCAGCUAUAUAAAUCAACACAGAUUCUGCCAAGACCUUUCCUUUGAAGGUUUAUGUGCUAUAGGUAGAACACUUCUCAUAGGAAUGUUGUCGGUUUUACUGAUCAUCAGCAUAGUAGAGUUCAGCGUCUCUGUGACUAUCACGUGCUUUAGAAGCAAGUGCUGGACAAGAUCAAAUGAGGUUGUAUUUUUCUUGCCUGAAGAUGUUAUGCAAAAUAGUGAACAACCUGCUCCAGAGGAAAAUGUUCAACUAAAAUUUGAGCUUCAAGAAGCGUCUACAAGUACUGAUGCAACAAAAACAGAGAUUUUUUUCUUUGGAAGCUAUGCUUUCUAUAAGUUGAAAGUCUCAAGAAUUCCUUCUGGUUCCCAACCUAUAUCACAGCCAUGUAAUACUGGUAGGGAUAGUUAUGAAAUCACUUCUGCUUCUGUGCCUCAUGGACAACACCAGAAUAUCCCUAUAUCUUUUAAAUUUUUAGAGGAAGACAUUGCACUAAAACAACUGCCUCCCAUAUCAGAGCAAAGGAUCUCAGAUUAUGCUACAUACACUAAGCCAGAUUCUAAAACUGGAAAAUUCAAAAAUGUAGUUAGAGAAUAUGCUAUGGCACAAUCCCCCCAAAUGCAAACUCAGCUGCUGCAGGAUAAAGACUUGUCAUUCCAAGAUUUUCUAAUUGAUUCUGUACAAGACCUCCAAGCUUUACCACCUGAUGAUUUGCCAUCCCAAGCUUUGCUACUGCAAGCCCAACAAGUACAAGCCAUGUCCUCUAAAUCUCCAUCAUCCCAUAUUAUACAGUCUUAUGACUUGACAUCUGAUGACUUACCCUCCCAAGACAUACCAUCCCAAGAUACAGUAGCCCAAGAUGUGAAACCUUUAUAUAUGUCAUCCCAAGACACACCAUUAGAAAGCAUGUUAUACCAGGAUAUAAUGUCCCAAGAAACGCAACCUGCAUAUACGCUAUCCCAAGAUACACAAUCCCAAAGUUCAAAAUCCCAAAGCAUACCAUCCCAUGACAGGCCAUACCAAAAUACAGCAUCCGAAAACAUGACUUCUCAAGACAUGUCUCAAAGCAAAUCCCAAGAUACAUCAUCACAAUACACGCCUUCCCAAGAUAUACCAUCUCAAGCUCUACCAACACAAGUUGCACUGUAUGAAGCACUAACACCCCAUACUGUGCAGAUUCCUAACACACAACACCUACCUGAGCAAUCCCCAGAUCUUCAACCACAGGACAUUCAAGCUCAAAACCAACAGCUUUCACAAAUAUUAUAUCAGGACAUUCGAUCAGAAGUCCUGGAACUAACUCAAGAAUGGAACUAUGAAGGAGUACUCCAUGGCAGGAAAUCCCCAAGACGGCAUUCCUCAGACUGGAAAACCAUAGGUGGGCAGUCUCCAAGGAGGCUUUCCUUAGAACUGCAGCCCAAAGGCUCACAAACUGCAAAACAAAAAUCUAAAGACCAUCAAAUCAAAGGUUGGCUAUCCCCAAAGAGGCAUUCUAUAGAUAAGAGAACCCAGUACACUCAAACCUUAGAGCAACUCUCAGAUCAGCAAGCUGAGGAUCAGCAGGCCAAAGUAGGACAAUUCUCAAAAGAACAAUCCAGAGACAUACAAACUGAAGAUCAACUGGCCACUAAGGAGCAAUCCCCAAACAAAAAAACUCAAGAUCAACAAACUGAAGACCAGCAGGUUCAAGAGGAAAAAUCCCCACAGGAACCACCCACAAACUGGCAAGCUGAAGGAGAGCAAACUCUAGCAGAGAAAGCUUCAAGGCAGUUACAUCAAUAUUGGGCAUCCCAAAUUCAGCAACACCAAGACUCACAAUCUCCAGAAGAGGAGACACCAGACUGGACAACUCAAAACUGGCGAUCUUCUGGCAAGCAAUAUCAAGACUGGAGAAAUCAAGACUGGCAAACCAGAGACUGGAAAUCACAAGAAUGGCAGUUUGAAAUGCAGCAUUCCCUAAACUGGGAAACCCAGGCUGGGCAAAUCCAAGAUCAACUAGAGGAAGAAGCCCUGAAGCAGAAAACUCUACACCAAGAAGUCCAAACUCAGCACACCACAGCAAGAUAUAGGUUUGGUCAGAAAUUGCAAGAUAUGCUAUGUCAAAACAGUCAGAAUCAAGAUAAGAACAAACAAAACUUUCUAUUCAGAUUUAUACUACAAGAAGAUACACAAACAAGCAGUAUGCAAACAAGAGAGAUCAAACAAGAGGAGAAGAAAUAUAGAAGUCAAAAACCAGUGGACCAGCAAUCAGAGGACAUGAAGCCAGACUGUCAUCCUUCUUCUUCUCAAAGCUUAGCACAAGACACAUAUGUGCCUUGUUUUUCCAAUAUAGGUUCAGAACAAGAUGUGCAACAGAAUGCUUCAGUUUGCUCAGAUUCAUAUAAAGAAGAUCUGAAUUUCCUUUCCUCCUCUUGUCAUUCAAAAGAUCAACAGCAAUCUGAAGAGUCUGACUAA
Lepus europaeus (European hare) is the source of this 2778-nucleotide messenger RNA. RefSeq names its product membrane spanning 4-domains A14 (gene MS4A14). Gene Ontology annotation, biological process: cell surface receptor signaling pathway. The transcript is spliced from 5 exons. Lineage: Eukaryota; Metazoa; Chordata; Mammalia; Lagomorpha; Leporidae. Gene Ontology annotation, cellular component: plasma membrane. Bases 1 to 2778 code for a protein of 925 amino acids. The record is from RefSeq and is a predicted model, not a curated record.